Schistocerca nitens (vagrant locust) is the source of this 6084-nucleotide messenger RNA. Its product is annotated as nascent polypeptide-associated complex subunit alpha, muscle-specific form-like. The transcript is spliced from 3 exons. The record is from RefSeq and is a predicted model, not a curated record. Lineage: Eukaryota; Metazoa; Arthropoda; Insecta; Orthoptera; Acrididae. Bases 1 to 6084 code for a protein of 2027 amino acids.
AUGAUUAGAGAUGCUAUUGCGCAGAAUGUGGCGGAUCACCACAUCUGCGAGCAGAUCCUCAAAUUUAAAAACCCGUCUUUGCAGGAAGUGCUAGACAGACAAGCUACCUUAGAUAUGGCUACUUCCGUGUUCAACACGACCCUGGGUGUGUGCACUGUUAACACGGCACAACAUGUGCCCUCCCACCCUGCCCUGGCACAACAUGUGCCCUCCCACCCGGCCCUGGCACAACAUGUGCCCUCCAACCCUGCCCUGGCACAACAUGUGCCCUCCCACCCGGCCCUGGCACAACAUGUGCCCUCCCACCCUGCCCUGGCACAACAUGUGCCCUCCCACCCGGCCCUGGCACAACAUGUGCCCUCCCACCCUGCCCUGGCACAACAUGUGCCCUCCCACCCGGCCCUGGCACAACAUGUGCCCUCCCACCCUGCCCUGGCACAACAUGUGCCCUCCCACCCGGCCCUGGCACAACAUGUGCCCUCCCACCCGGCCCUGGCACAACAUGUGCCCUCCCACCCUGCCCUGGCACAACAUGUGCCCUCCCACCCUGCCCUGGCACAACAUGUGCCCUCCCACCCUGCCCUGGCACAACAUGUGCCCUCCCACCCGGCCCUGGCACAACAUGUGCCCUCCCACCCGGCCCUGGCACAACAUGUGCCCUCCCACCCUGCCCUGGCACAACAUGUGCCCUCCCACCCGGCCCUGGCACAACAUGUGCCCUCCCACCCGGCCCUGGCACAACAUGUGCCCUCCCACCCGGCCCUGGCACAACAUGUGCCCUCCCACCCUGCCCUGGCACAACAUGUGCCCUCCCACCCGGCCCUGGCACAACAUGUGCCCUCCCACCCGGCCCUGGCACAACAUGUGCCCUCCCACCCUGCCCUGGCACAACAUGUGCCCUCCCACCCGGCCCUGGCACAACAUGUGCCCUCCCACCCGGCCCUGGCACAACAUGUGCCCUCCCACCCGGCCGUGGCACAACAUGUGCCCUCCCACCCGGCCCUGGCACAACAUGUGCCCUCCCACCCUGCCCUGGCACAACAUGUGCCCUCCCACCCGGCCCUGGCACAACAUGUGCCCUCCCACCCGGCCCUGGCACAACAUGUGCCCUCCCACCCGGCCCUGGCACAACAUGUGCCCUCCCACCCGGCCCUGGCACAACAUGUGCCCUCCCACCCUGCCCUGGCACAACAUGUGCCCUCCCACCCGGCCCUGGCACAACAUGUGCCCUCCCACCCGGCCCUGGCACAACAUGUGCCCUCCCACCCGGCCCUGGCACAACAUGUGCCCUCCCACCCUGCCCUGGCACAACAUGUGCCCUCCCACCCUGCCCUGGCACAACAUGUGCCCUCCCACCCGGCCCUGGCACAACAUGUGCCCUCCCACCCUGCCCUGGCACAACAUGUGCCCUCCCACCCGGCCCUGGCACAACAUGUGCCCUCCCACCCUGCCCUGGCACAACAUGUGCCCUCCCACCCGGCCCUGGCACAACAUGUGCCCUCCCACCCUGCCCUGGCACAACAUGUGCCCUCCCACCCGGUCCUGGCACAACAUGUGCCCUCCCACCCGGCCCUGGCACAACAUGUGCCCUCCCACCCGGCCCUGGCACAACAUGUGCCCUCCCACCCUGCCCUGGCACAACAUGUGCCCUCCCACCCGGCCCUGGCACAACAUGUGCCCUCCCACCCGGCCCUGGCACAACAUGUGCCCUCCCACCCUGCCCUGGCACAACAUGUGCCCUCCCACCCGGCCCUGGCACAACAUGUGCCCUCCCACCCGGCCCUGGCACAACAUGUGCCCUCCCACCCGGCCCUGGCACAACAUGUGCCCUCCCACCCGGCCCUGGCACAACAUGUGCCCUCCCACCCUGCCCUGGCACAACAUGUGCCCUCCCACCCGGCCCUGGCACAACAUGUGCCCUCCCACCCGGCCCUGGCACAACAUGUGCCCUCCCACCCUGCCCUGGCACAACAUGUGCCCUCCCACCCGGCCCUGGCACAACAUGUGCCCUCCCACCCGGCCGUGGCACAACAUGUGCCCUCCCACCCGGCCCUGGCACAACAUGUGCCCUCCCACCCGGCCCUGGCACAACAUGUGCCCUCCCACCCGGCCCUGGCACAACAUGUGCCCUCCCACCCUGCCCUGGCACAACAUGUGCCCUCCCACCCGGCCCUGGCACAACAUGUGCCCUCCCACCCGGCCCUGGCACAACAUGUGCCCUCCCACCCGGCCCUGGCACAACAUGUGCCCUCCCACCCGGCCCUGGCACAACAUGUGCCCUCCCACCCUGCCCUGGCACAACAUGUGCCCUCCCACCCGGCCCUGGCACAACAUGUGCCCUCCCACCCGGCCCUGGCACAACAUGUGCCCUCCCACCCUGCCCUGGCACAACAUGUGCCCUCCCACCCGGCCCUGGCACAACAUGUGCCCUCCCACCCGGCCCUGGCACAACAUGUGCCCUCCCUUCCGGCCCUGGCACAACAUGUGCCCUCCCACCCGGCCCUGGCACAACAUGUGCCCUCCCACCCUGCCCUGGCACAACAUGUGCUCUCCCACCCUGCCCUGGCACAACAUGUGCCCUCCCACCCGGCCCUGGCACAACAUGUGCCCUCCCACCCUGCCCUGGCACAACAUGUGCCCUCCCACCCGGCCCUGGCUCAACAUGUGCCCUCCCACCCUGCCCUGGCACAACAUGUGCCCUCCCACCCGGCCCUGGCACAACAUGUGCCCUCCCACCCUGCCCUGGCACAACAUGUGCCCUCCCACCCGGCCCUGGCACAACAUGUGCCCUCCCACCCGGCCCUGGCACAACAUGUGCCCUCCCACCCGGCCGUGGCACAACAUGUGCCCUCCCACCCUGCCCUGGCACAACAUGUGCCCUCCCACCCGGCCCUGGCACAACAUGUGCCCUCCCACCCUGCCCUGGCACAACAUGUGCUCUCCCACCCGGCCCUGGCACAACAUGUGCCCUCCCACCCGGCCCUGGCACAACAUGUGCCCUCCCACCCGGCCGUGGCACAACAUGUGCCCUCCCACCCGGCCCUGGCACAACAUGUGCCCUCCCACCCUGCCCUGGCACAACAUGUGCCCUCCCACCCGGCCCUGGCACAACAUGUGCCCUCCCACCCUGCCCUGGCACAACAUGUGCCCUCCCACCCGGCCCUGGCACAACAUGUGCCCUCCCACCCGGCCCUGGCACAACAUGUGCCCUCCCACCCUGCCCUGGCACAACAUUUGCCCUCCCACCCGGCCCUGGCACAACAUGUGCCCUCCCACCCGGCCCUGGCACAACAUGUGCCCUCCCACCCUGCCCUGGCACAACAUGUGCCCUCCCACCCGGCCCUGGCACAACAUGUGCCCUCCCACCCGGCCCUGGCACAACAUGUGCCCUCCCACCCGGCCCUGGCACAACAUGUGCCCUCCCACCCGGCCCUGGCACAACAUGUGCCCUCCCACCCUGCCCUGGCACAACAUGUGCUCUCCCACCCGGCCCUGGCACAACAUGUGCCCUCCCACCCGGCCCUGGCACAACAUGUGCCCUCCCACCCGGCCCUGGCACAACAUGUGCCCUCCCACCCUGCCCUGGCACAACAUGUGCCCUCCCACCCUGCCCUGGCACAACAUGUGCCCUCCCACCCGGCCCUGGCACAACAUGUGCCCUCCCACCCUGCCCUGGCACAACAUGUGCCCUCCCACCCGGCCCUGGCACAACAUGUGCCCUCCCACCCUGCCCUGGCACAACAUGUGCCCUCCCACCCGGCCCUGGCACAACAUGUGCCCUCCCACCCGGCCCUGGCACAACAUGUGCCCUCCCACCCGGCCCUGGCACAACAUGUGCCCUCCCACCCGGCCCUGGCACAACAUGUGCCCUCCCACCCUGCCCUGGCACAACAUGUGCCCUCCCACCCGGCCCUGGCACAACAUGUGCCCUCCCACCCGGCCCUGGCACAACAUGUGCCCUCCCACCGUGCCCUGGCACAACAUGUGCCCUCCCACCCGGCCCUGGCACAACAUGUGCCCUCCCACCCGGCCCUGGCACAACAUGUGCCCUCCCACCCUGCCCUGGCACAACAUGUGCCCUCCCACCCGGCCCUGGCACAACAUGUGCCCUCCCACCCGGCCCUGGCACAACAUGUGCCCUCCCACCCGGCCCUGGCACAACAUGUGCCCUCCCACCCUGCCCUGGCACAACAUGUGCUCUCCCACCCGGCCCUGGCACAACAUGUGCCCUCCCACCCGGCCCUGGCACAACAUGUGCCCUCCCACCCGGCCCUCGCACAACAUGUGCCCUCCCACCCGGCCCUGGCACAACAUGUGCCCUCCCACCCGGCCCUGGCACAACAUGUGCCCUCCCACCCGGCCCUGGCACAACAUGUGCCCUCCCACCCGGCCCUGGCACAACAUGUGCCCUCCCACCCUGCCCUGGCACAACAUGUGCUCUCCCACCCGGCCCUUGCACAACAUGUGCCCUCCCACCCGGCCCUGGCACAACAUGUGCCCUCCCACCCGGCCCUGGCACAACAUGUGCCCUCCCACCCGGCCGUGGCACAACAUGUGCCCUCCCACCCGGCCCUGGCACAACAUGUGCCCUCCCACCCUGCCCUGGCACAACAUGUGCCCUCCCACCCGGCCCUGGCACAACAUGUGCCCUCCCACCCUGCCCUGGCACAACAUGUGCCCUCCCACCCGGCCCUGGCACAACAUGUGCCCUCCCACCCGGCCCUGGCACAACAUGUGCCCUCCCACCCUGCCCUGGCACAACAUGUGCCCUCCCACCCUGCCCUGGCACAACAUGUGCCCUCCCACCCUGCCCUGGCACAACAUGUGCCCUCCCACCCUGCCCUGGCACAACAUGUGCCCUCCCACCCUGCCCUGGCACAACAUGUGCCCUCCCACCCGGCCCUGGCACAACAUGUGCCCUCCCACCCUGCCCUGGCACAACAUGUGCCCUCCCACCCGGCCCUGGCACAACAUGUGCCCUCCCACCCGGCCCUGGCACAACAUGUGCCCUCCCACCCGGCCCUGGCACAACAUGUGCCCUCCCACCCUGCCCUGGCACAACAUGUGCCCUCCCACCCUGCCCUGGCACAACAUGUGCCCUCCCACCCGGCCCUGGCACAACAUGUGCCCUCCCACCCUGCCCUGGCACAACAUGUGCCCUCCCACCCGGCCCUGGCACAACAUGUGCCCUCCCACCCGGCCCUGGCACAACAUGUGCCCUCCCACCCUGCCCUGGCACAACAUGUGCCCUCCCACCCGGCCCUGGCACAACAUGUGCCCUCCCACCCGGCCCUGGCACAACAUGUGCCCUCCCACCCGGCCCUGGCACAACAUGUGCCCUCCCACCCGGCCCUGGCACAACAUGUGCCCUCCCACCCGGCCCUGGCACAACAUGUGCCCUCCCACCCUGCCCUGGCACAACAUGUGCCCUCCCACCCGGCCCUGGCACAACAUGUGCCCUCCCACCCUGCCCUGGCACAACAUGUGCCCUCCCACCCGGCCCUGGCACAACAUGUGCCCUCCCACCCGGCCCUGGCACAACAUGUGCCCUCCCACCCUGCCCUGGCACAACAUGUGCCCUCCCACCCGGCCCUGGCACAACAUGUGCCCUCCCACCCGGCCCUGGCACAACAUGUGCCCUCCCACCCGGCCCUGGCACAACAUGUGCCCUCCCACCCGGCCCUGGCACAACAUGUGCCCUCCCACCCGGCCCUGGCACAACAUGUGCCCUCCCACCCUGCCCUGGCACAACAUGUGCCCUCCCACCCGGCCCUGGCACAACAUGUGCCCUCCCACACGGCCCUGGCACAACAUCCCACGACUCCACCGACGGCGCCUCCUCCGCCAGCUUCUCCACCCGCGCCUCCGCCGCAGGCGGUCCUGCCGCCGCCGCCGCCGUGUUCCUCCUCGGUGCCGGAGCCGAUGGAGGCUGAGACUACCGUCACGCCGCCGCCGCCGCCGUCGUCGCCCAUGGAGGUACAACUGCUCCAGAUGCCAGUCGGCUGCAGCUGCAACGCCGUAUGUCGAAGUUCCGUGGUCACCAACGUAGUCUGCCACCUCGUUCCACUGGCUGCCAGUUCUUGA